Zea mays is the source of this 1033-nucleotide messenger RNA. RefSeq lists its product as uncharacterized. Bases 509 to 754 code for a protein of 81 amino acids. The record is from RefSeq and is a predicted model, not a curated record. Lineage: Eukaryota; Viridiplantae; Streptophyta; Magnoliopsida; Poales; Poaceae. The transcript has a single exon.
GAGGGGCGCUAAUUCACAAAAAGGACUCCAUAAAUCUCAGUAUUUCACAUGCAUGACACCGAGGUAACAAGGCAAGUACAACUGACAUGCGUCUCCAACUUGCCAAGCGAAUUGGUACGUAUAGACUGCAGACUACAGUCUCCAGAGUCAUCGUGGGAAAAAUAGCCAUCACCUGCUCCUUUAUUUUGUGUCCUCUUUCUAGAAGUCAGUGCAAGAAAGAACAUUCCAUGCUCCUUCCACGCCACGCCAGCCGGCCGCCUCCACCCUUGACCUCUUCCACACACUCCACAAUCUCCUACAGGCGGCUACAGUAGCUCCCGUCGCUCCUCCAUAUAUCCCAGACCCCGCCCACCUCAAAAUCACGACCAUAUGCUAGCAGUAGCAUACAAGCCCCAAGCUUUUCUUGAGCUCCACAAAUUUCCAUUGCCGCGCGCGCGCGUUUAAGCUAGCUGUGUCCACCGAUCAACUGCAACUCUCACACACGUCCACCUGCAAUUGCUGCAAAACAAUGGCUCCUCGCAGCGCCUACGUGCCCGUGUGCCUUGUUGCCCUGCUCCUGCUCGCCAGCCUUAGACCGUCCAGCGCGCGGCUGCUCCGGCCGCCGAUGGGGCGCGACGGCGCAAUCGAUGUGGCUAUGGAGGUGAAGGACGCCGUCGUCGACAAGUACGCGCCGCUCCUCCUUGCCAUGCUGCCGAGGGGGCCGGCGCCACCGUCCGCCCCGAGCGGCGGCACCAAUGAUAUCCCCCGGAAUUAAAAGGAACCGGUGGCCGUAGUAGUUGUACACGCAUGGACCCCGGCCAGAGCCCACAGGAAGUAGAUAAUAGUUGGUGACUUUUGGUGGUAUGUUGUUAUUGGUUUUAGUCAUAACGCAUAACAAGAUUUUGGUGUACAAAAUUCAUCAGAUUGGGGUAGACCAGUCUCUACAUGCGUAUAGUAUAGGCGUAAAGUCUAAUAGCUUCUUUCUUUGUAUCCUUGUUUAUUUUAAGUUAGCUGAUAUAUCUACACUAUUAUAUACUACAUACUCCCUCCGUUA